ACAUUUCAGAGUUGUUGGUAGUUCGAGCAUUCUGACGCCUUGAACUCUACAUGUAUGCGCCAUGUGUGUGUACACAUGUGAAAUUAAAAAAUGUCAGAUAGCCGUUAAAGUAUAUUUACAUAUGUUACAUAUGAGAAAAACGGACAGUAUUAAAGAACGAUGAAUAAAACCUCGCGUUUCGUGAAUUGCGGUUUCAUUUUAUAAACCGAAGCAAUAGUAUUUGACGUUCCGUUACGUACGUUCGCGACAAGAUCACGCCUAGGUUAUUUUUUUAAAUGGAAGAGGCGGCUGGUCACUCGCUAAAUUCACGUCUAGACAGUAGUGAUCAAAUCAUUGAGACAGAUGAUGAGAAUGCAAGUAAGAUCAACAAUGACAUUGGAUGUGAACAGGAGAUUCCGUACGGGGUGUGUACACCGCAGCAAGCAUCGACUAGUAGACAAAUCGACAAUUCUAUUUUUAAUACCAUAUCUAAAAUCGUGAAUCCUGCAGCAAAGGUACCAGAGAUUCAGGAUUUCAAAAUUGUAAAGCCUAUAAGCCGUGGAGCAUUUGGUAAAGUAUUCCUUGGGUACAAAAAAUCUAAUCCUGAGAAAGUAUAUGCAAUCAAAGUGAUGAAGAAAAAUGAGAUGAUCAACAAAAACAUGGCCUCGCAAGUAAUAAUAGAGCGAAAUGCAUUGGCCAUAACUCAUAGUCCAUAUUGCGUACAAUUAUUUUAUUCGUUGCAAUCUGUACGCAGUGUCUACUUAGUAAUGGAGUACAUGGUGGGCGGAGAUCUUAAGAGUUUGUUGGGUGUGUAUGGCUAUAUGGAAGAAUCCAUGGCAGCUUUUUAUACCGCGGAAGUAUGUCUAGCGUUGGAAUACCUUCACUCCCAUGGAAUCGUACACAGAGAUUUAAAGCCAGACAAUAUGCUUUUGUCACGAGAAGGGCAUGUCAAGCUGACAGACUUUGGACUGAGUAACAUAUCUUUGCACAGAGAUCUCGAAAUAUCUGAUUUAGUAAAUUGUACACCCAGUCUUUGUACAAGAACACCUGGGCAGCUUCUGUCGUUGACUUCUCACUUAUCUUUUGGUUCUGGACAGAAAUCCGCAAGUGAUUCGAAUGUCAGUGAAGGAAGCACGCCGGGCAUUAACUUGCUGCCUGCCUUACAACGAAAUUGCAAUAAGUUCCAGUCAUCGCCGAACUCGGUUAUUUCUUCUGCUGCGUCGGGAGACUACUCUCGAGUAUCUGGUAUUACACCUUUUCAAUCGGCCGAAGACCUUCGGUUAGGGGAUCACUUUGGAAACAAUAUCAGAACUACAAGUAUCGGAGAGGAACAGGAGAGUAGUUCUGGAAGUUAUCACACUUGCGAAGCUUCUUCAGUCCGCGCUAAUAGUCAAUUGAAUCAAGAUGGGGACGACGAAGACGAGUCUACAUUAGAAGCGGAGCAAUCUCAGCAUACCGUUUUCCAUACUAGUCCGUUGAGCACAUGCGUGACAAUGUUUGCAAGGGGUGCGAAGAGAAAGAGGGCUCCUGCGGGGGGUACAACGGGUCUAACAUGCGAGAUAAACGCCAUAGAUUUGGACAUGGACAAAACGCCCAAAAGGAAAAACCGGGGCUGUAUAUUUUCCAGGAGUCCUAACAAUUCCGAUAUCUCUGCAUCGUUGAAGCCAUCGAAUAACAUCAGCGAUGUAAACGGAGGACAAGAAACUGGUUCAGGCGGAAGAGUCGCUUUCAGUACGCCAGUGUCAUUCAUGAAACAAAAGGAGAGGAAUCAACAGAAAUGUAACAUCGAGGAGGAAGAGGAGAAAGAUGAACCAGAAAUAGUAACCUUGGUCAAAGCUACAAGAUUUCAGCUUCCACUGCCCACCGCUUCUACGUCGCGUUCAGUCACCGAUACACCUGGCGAUAUAUCGGGCCAGGCCCGUUCGCCUCAAAGUAUAUCUCCUAUCAAAACACCGGCAAGCUCAAGUAACUGUUACACACCUUACAGAACACCAAAGUCUGUUAGAAGAGGCGGCCAAUCUGGUGCUAACAGAUCAGAUGACCGUAUACUUGGAACACCGGAUUACUUGGCUCCAGAGUUGCUUCUGAAACAAGGUCAUGGUUCGGCGGUAGAUUGGUGGGCCUUGGGAGUCUGUCUUUUUGAAUUCUGCACCGGUGUACCGCCGUUUAACGACGAGACACCGCAAGCUGUCUUUGCCAAUAUUUUAGCUAAAGACAUUCCAUGGCCAGAGGACAACGAAGCUCUGUCGGUCGCAGCCACAGAGGCCAUCGAUGCCCUUCUGACACUAGAUCAACACGAGCGUCCGUCCGCCAAAGAAGUGCGGACUAUGAGUCUCUUCCAGGACUUCCCCUGGAACGAUCCGCUGAAAACCGUCCCACCGUUUGUUCCUCAACCCGAUGACAAUUAUGAUACAUGCUAUUUUCAAGCACGGAACAUUAUGCAGCAUUUGAACGUGAGCAGCUGCGACACGUGACUCCUGUGGAGGCACCGUUUGGACGGGAGUAGGCACCAUUAACACACAAAUUGUUACACAACGUAACACUAAUUUUUUCAUAUAGUUGUAAAUGUAUAAUACUAUAAAAUAUUUUGUUACGACUUACAA
Megalopta genalis is the source of this 2582-nucleotide messenger RNA. RefSeq names its product serine/threonine-protein kinase greatwall (gene gwl). Lineage: Eukaryota; Metazoa; Arthropoda; Insecta; Hymenoptera; Halictidae. Gene Ontology annotation, cellular component: nucleus. The record is from RefSeq and is a predicted model, not a curated record. Gene Ontology annotation, molecular function: protein serine/threonine kinase activity; ATP binding. Gene Ontology annotation, biological process: peptidyl-serine phosphorylation; intracellular signal transduction.